GGAUCGCUAAUAUUAUGUCGUGCGAUUUGAAAAAUAAAGUGGUUUUAAUCACCGGCGGAUCGAUUGGUAUAGGAGAACAAGUGAUAGAGAUCUUGCUGAAAGAAAAUGUGAAGCACGUAGCGAACUUAGAUGUAGCGGAAGACACUGGUAUCGCUUCACAAAACAAAUUGAACAAGAAAUAUGGCAUGAAAAAGGUGAAAUUCUUUAAAUGCGAUGUUACAAACGAUUCGCAACUGUUUGGUGCUUACGAUGCGGUUAUAAAGGAACACGGGUCUAUUGAUAUAGUCAUAAACAACGCUGGUAUCAUGAACGAUGCCAAAGAUAAAUACAAGAAGGAAAUUGAAGUUAAUAUCACUGCACUCACUACAAGCACACUAAAAGCCCUAGAAUUGAUGCGAAAGGACGAAGGUGGUAAAGGCGGUGUUAUAAUGAAUAUGUCUUCAAUAGCCGCGCUGUACAUAGACCCACUUCUGCCCAUCUAUUUUGGCACGAAGAGUUAUGUUCUACAAUUCAGCAGUUGCCUUGGCUUGCCAGACUAUUACAACAGAACAGGAGUUCGAGUUGUAGCAAUAUGUUUCGGUGCGACCAAUACCUCUCUUCUCAGUCAAGCAAAACUGGGACAUUUCGACAAGGUUAUCGAGAAGAGCAUGGUUGAUACUAUAUGCAAGCAACAUCAAUCCCAAAAGGUCGAAUCUGCAGCUCAGGGGGUGGUUGACGCACUCAAGAGAGGUGAAAGCGGUAGCACAUGGCUAGCGAUUAACGACAAACCCGUUCGUGACGUCACUGAUGUUAUAAAGAAAGGCUAUGGAGUGCUCAGUAAACUUGUCUUCGAAUAAAAUAAAAUUUAGUUUUGCCAGCAAAAAUCCUCUCAAGUUAUUACUCAAUUUUAUCUUGCAAGAUUAUAAAAAGGAGUAGGUAGGUUAUUUACGUAUUGCUACAUUAUUAAGUUUGUAUGGUCAUCAGGCAACAAUCAAAAUCGAAAAAAAUUUAAUUUGAAAUGAUGCAGGUUAUUUAUAACAUAAGGUAUCUACUUGUUUGUUGCAAUUUUUCAUCUUUGGGAUAAGAAAACCGCAGUUAACCUUUGUUGUAACAAUUUUUUAAGCCUAAAGUCACAUAAUUUUGAAGAGCUUUUUGAAAAUUAUUAAAAAUGAUUAACAGUAUCGUAAAGAGCGUACAGCUCGGACGGCAGAGCAAAUCAUUUUUCCAAAUGAGAUCGACAACAUCGCAUCAGGGUCGAUCUUGUAGCAUAAGAAUCUGUAGUUCAACUUUUUGAAGUCAACAAGUAAAAGGUAAAAAUUA
Molecule: messenger RNA, 1299 nt
Organism: Pararge aegeria (speckled wood butterfly)
Lineage: Eukaryota; Metazoa; Arthropoda; Insecta; Lepidoptera; Nymphalidae
Product: 15-hydroxyprostaglandin dehydrogenase [NAD(+)]-like
Exons: 5
Coding region: 15-836 (273 amino acids)
Cellular component (GO): cytoplasm
Molecular function (GO): oxidoreductase activity, acting on the CH-OH group of donors, NAD or NADP as acceptor
Source: RefSeq, a predicted model, not a curated record